AUGGUACAUAAAAAGAAUAAGAAACAAAGAACUAGAGUAGAGGUUGCUUCUACCUAUAGUGAAAAGAGAGAGUCAGAGAUUAUAAAUGAACUUAAAUUUGGAAAACCUGUUGAUCAAUUAGAUGAUAGUCAAUUAUUCACUGUUACAAAGAAACCAAAUAAUGAUAUCAAAUUAUUAUCGAAAAAAGAAGCAAAGAAACAAGAAGCAAGAAAUAGAACUACUUUUGCAGAUAGAAUAUUACGUGGUAAUGAGAAUGUCUUACCAAUCUCAAAGACAAACGCUGGCAGCAAGCCAAUUGAACCAGACAGAUUGAUUCUCAAGAAGAAGAUUAAACAGGUGACACAACAACAGGAGGAGAGUGACGACGAUGACUUUUUGGAUGACGAUUUGAAGAAGAAGAAGAAUCUGAAAAAGAGAAAAGCAGCUGCCGACGAUCAAUCGAUUUGGGAUCACGAUGACAAUGCUCAGUAUAGCGAGGUUUCGCAAUUCGUAAAGGAUGAGGUUAAGAAGCAGACAUUCAAGGUGCCAACUCACAAGCCACUCGUCGCCAACAUGAAAUCACUCGAGCUUCCAAAGCCAGGUAUGUCAUACAACCCCGAUAAAGCACAGCAUCAAGAGGUGUUGGCCGAUGCUAUAAAGGUUGAAUUGACUGCACAGAGAUACGUUAAUAGAGUUACAAAGAGAUUGGAGAUUCAAGGUGAUGACAAUGAUGAAGAGUUGGAAGAUGAAAAGAAACAAAAAGCAGCAGCAUUAGAGGAAGAGGAGCAAGAGGAAAGUGACAGUGACAGUGACAGUGAAGAAAAGAGUUUAAAUAUUGCACAGAUCAAUGCUUUGCAAGAAAGAGUUACAAGAAAACAAAAGAAUGCACGUUUGAGAAACGCAGAGAACAUUCGUAAGCAAGUUGCAAAUCAACUCAAGAAGAAACAGUCGAAACACAUUGAAAAGUCAUCUGGAAUGGUAGAUGUUAUAGAGAAGCACGAGGAACACGUCAACAAGCGUUUAGAGAACAGAAAGAAGCUUCACGACGACAGAAAUACAAAGACCAAGAAGAUAGGAAGAUACAAUGUCACUUUGGAAACCGAACCAGUUUUAUUAACAGAUGAACUACCAAAAUCAUUAAAGAAUCUUUCAAAUGUUCACUUUAAUCCACUAGAAGAUCGUUUCAGAAGUUUACAAAAGAGAAGUAUCGUCGAAGGUUAUGGUCCAAAGGGAGAAGCAACCGUUGGAAGAAAGAAAGUCUAUACUAGACAUUCAUAUAACAAUACUACUCCUCUUUAA
Molecule: messenger RNA, 1278 nt
Organism: Heterostelium album PN500
Lineage: Eukaryota; Evosea; Eumycetozoa; Acytosteliales; Acytosteliaceae
Exons: 3
Coding region: 1-1278 (425 amino acids)
Biological process (GO): rRNA processing; ribosomal large subunit assembly
Cellular component (GO): nucleolus
Molecular function (GO): 5S rRNA binding
Source: RefSeq, a predicted model, not a curated record